AUGGUGAUCCCAUCAUCCUCCGAUAAUAUUGCCAACAUGGCAUUGUCUAACGGCUUUUCCCCCUCCCUCACCUCGAAUUCUCCAGCCCUGAACGGCGAACUGGCUGAUAACAACGCCGGUUACAACCCCUCUGAACAAUCGAACAAUUUCACCUCGUCCGAGUCAUCGCCCGAGGUGGAGAUGGAGGAUGCGUCGUAUCAUAGCGGCUCUCCUGAUGCUGAGGGACUUGGCAGUUACUCUGCUACAGAUAGUAGCGAGAAAGGUAGCAGCCCGUCCAGCAUCGAAAAUUCCUCGUCAUCUGAGAUUAAGCGUGGCAUCAAACGUAAAUCAUCGUCUAUGAGUGAAUCCGACUACAUCAGACAGAACCCAGAUCUGUAUGGUCUUCGCCGUAGCGGACGAGCUCGGACCACACGCCAUGUUAUUCGAUCCACCUCUACAGAGUCAGAUUCUGGCGCUAGGGUCUCACGCCCCAAGCGUCGACGCCCGGCAGCCUCACAGCGGUCCUCGAAGCGUCCCUCGCCUCCGGCAACUCCGUCAUCUUACUCCGCCGAGUCGGAUGAUGACGAGUAUGGCGGACCUUCUCGUACCAGUAAGGCGAAACGUCGGCGUAUGUUUCAGCCAGCCUCAAACAGAGAACCUUCACAUGCUGAAAUCCGUUUCUCGACGCGGAAUACUUCUCGUGUUUCCAAUUACAAUGAAGACAAUGAUGACGAAAUGUUCGGUGAAGAUCCUGAUGAGGUUAUGGACAACUAUCAGGCAAACGCUGUGCAAGACGACGGUCCAGCUGUAGAUGUCGUGCUAAACCAUCGCCCCAAAGAGGGAGUCAGUCCUGGUGACAAGAAUGUUAAUGAGCACUCCUUUGAAUUGUACAUCAAAUGGCAGGGGGAAUCUCAUUACCAUGCCACAUGGGAAACUCUCGAAUCCCUUGGAAAGAAGUGCCGCAACAAUCGCCGAGUUGAUAACUACAUUCGCAAGGUUCUUUCUGAAGAGCUGCGUAUGAAUCAUGCCGGAGAUGCCCUUCCCGAGGAGCGUGAAAAAUGGAACCUUGACCGUGAAAGAGAUAUGGAGGCUAUCGAGGACUACAAACAAGUUGAAAGAGUGAUCGCGAUGCGGGAUGGUGAUGAGGGAACAGAGUAUCUCGUCAAAUGGAAGCGACUGUUUUACGACUCUUGUACCUGGGAGAGCGAAAGUCUCGUCAGCCAGAUCGCUCAACGCGAGGUCGAUCGCUUCUUGGACCGUGCCUCUCAUCCUCCCUCGUCUGACAAGACCGAGAUGAACCCUGCGACUCGCAAACCCUUCGAACCAAUCAAAGGCACACCGAGCUUUUUACAGAACGGCGAAUUGAAAGAUUUUCAAGUCAAGGGAGUCAACUUCAUGGCUUUUAACUGGGUCAAGAACCGCAACGUUGUUCUGGCUGAUGAGAUGGGAUUGGGUAAAACCGUCCAGACGGUCGCCUUCAUUGCGUGGCUGCGUCAUGUCCGACGCCAGCAGGGACCUUUCAUCGUCGUCGUCCCUCUCUCGACUAUGCCAUCCUGGGCUGAAACCUUCGACAAUUGGUCCCCUGACCUGAACUAUGUGGUCUACAAUGGAAAUGAGGCCGCACGCGCUAUGCUCAAAGAUCAUGAACUGAUGAUCGACGGGAAUCCCAGACGUGCCAAGUUCAACGUUCUACUUACUACCUACGAGUAUGUGCUACAGGACUCGACUUUCCUGAGUCAGUUCAAGUGGCAGUUCAUGGCCGUCGAUGAGGCUCAUCGCUUGAAGAAUCGUGAUUCGCAGUUGUAUCAGAAGCUGCUGGAAUUCAGAUCUCCCUCUCGUCUCCUCAUUACUGGAACUCCUAUUCAGAACAAUCUUGCUGAGCUGUCCGCACUCAUGGACUUCUUGAAUCCUGGCGUCAUUGAUGUUGACGUAGAUAUGGACCUCAAUGCCGAAGCGGCUUCUCAGAAGUUAGCUGAAUUGACGAACGCCAUCCAGCCUUACAUGCUUCGCCGUACGAAAUCGAAGGUCGAGUCUGACCUUCCUCCUAAAACGGAGAGGAUCAUUCGAGUUGAACUUUCGGACGUGCAGCUGGAGUAUUACAAAAACAUUCUUACGAAGAAUUACGCAGCCUUGAAUGAUGGCGCAAAGGGCCAAAAGCAAUCCCUUCUGAACAUCAUGAUGGAAUUGAAGAAGGCUAGCAACCACCCAUUCAUGUUCCCCAAUGCUGAAACCAAGAUACUCAACGGAAGCACGCGUCGUGAGGACCAAAUAAGAGCACUCAUCACAAGCAGCGGGAAGAUGAUGCUUCUCGACCAGCUCUUGGCCAAGUUGAAACGAGAUGGUCACCGCGUUUUGAUUUUCAGUCAGAUGGUGAAAAUGCUUGACCUACUCGGCGAGUAUAUGGAAUUUCGUGGCUACUCGUAUCAGCGCUUGGAUGGAACGAUUCCUGCUGCUUCGCGCCGUCUGGCUAUUGAGCAUUUCAACGCGCCCGGCAGUAGCGAUUUUUGCUUUCUUCUGUCUACUCGGGCGGGUGGUCUAGGUAUCAACCUUAUGACUGCCGAUACUGUCAUUCUGUUUGACUCAGACUGGAAUCCUCAGGCUGACCUUCAGGCGAUGGCCCGAGCACACCGGAUCGGUCAAACCAAACCAGUGAGCGUAUACCGUCUUGUUUCGAAGGAUACCGUUGAAGAAGAAGUUAUCGAGCGAGCUCGCAACAAGUUGUUGCUCGAGUUCAUCACUAUUCAAAGGGGCGUCACUGAUAAGGAAGCAUCGGAGAUUCAAAGCAAGAUGGCCCGGAAUGGCAUUUCCGUUAGCGAACCGAAUUCCACCGAGGACAUUUCCCGUAUUCUCAAACGGCGCGGUCAAAGGAUGUUCGAACAGACUGGAAACCAGCAGAAAUUAGAACAGCUCGACAUUGAUUCGGUGUUGGCCAACGCAGAAUUGCAUCAGACCGAACAGGCCGAAGGGAUCCAAGCUGACGGCGGCGAGGAGUUCCUUAAAGCCUUUGACUUCGUUGACAUCAAAGUCGACGAUCUUACUUGGGACGAUAUCAUCCCCAAGGAUCAACUGGACGAAAUCAAAGCCGAGGAAAAGCGCAAGGCGGACGAAAAGUACCUGGCCGAGCAAAUCGAAAUGAGUCGACCCCGCAAACGCAAUGCUCCCGCUGAUGGGCAGGACUCUCGCGAAGAGAGAAAGGCCAAGCGACAAGCCAAAGCUCAGGUCACUGUUGAUGAAGGGGACAGCAGCUCUGACGAAAUUGACCGGCUGGACCCUCGGCUGGAUCCGAAACGUCCUCUUGAUACAUCAGAGACCCGCAAUCUUUACCGGGCCGUCACACGUUACGGACACAUGCAAGAUCGCCCAGAAGAACUCUUGCGGGCAGCCCGUCUUGUGGGUCGGGACAAGGAAACUGUUCUUGCCGUGAUGCGGGAAAUGUGUGAUAUGGCUGCCAAACUCAUCCGAGACGAUAAUGCGAAGAUGGAGGCGCUGGAAAAUGCAGGCAAGACGGUAACAAAGAAGGAGAGGAAGGCUGUCUUGUUUGAUUUCAAUGGCGCUACCCGCUUGAAUGCUCACUAUCUCACGGAUCGUCCGAACGGCGUGCGCAUUCUGCAGCAGGUCACCUCAUCAGUUGCUGACAUCAAGAGCUUUCGCAUUCCGGAAGCAACAAAGGCCGCUGAUUAUUCAUGCUCGUGGGGCGCGCGGGAAGACGGCAUGUUGUGCGUCGGUGUCGCUCGCCACGGAUGGGGUGCCUGGACCCAGAUUCGGGAUGACCCGGAACUUGGACUGGGUGAUAAGCUCUUCUUGGAGGAGCAUCGUGUCGAGCGCAAAAAUGAGCGUGCGAACGCCGAGGAUAACACAAUCAAGACUCCGGGACCGGUUCAUCUGGGUCGCCGGGUCGAGUAUUUGCUAUCAGUGCUGAAAGACAAGUUGACCAACGGCACCAAUAUUUCUGCCAGGAGGGCUGUGGAAAACCAUCAUCGCAACAACCGGAGUGCCGCUCGGACCAAUGCAAGCGCCAGCGUCUCGGCCUCGCCCGCACCGUCUGUCCCGCGCAAAGGUCACCGUGAAGCAGACCGUCAAAGACACCGUUCUCAGACCCAUGGCGCCCGUGACAGUGUGGAGCGAAACCACACUCCAGGUCCGGCUUCUCGCCCAAAGUCCGGCCAAGAGAGUGACCGUCGUCGCAAAUUGUCUGACGCCUCGAGUGAGGAUGUUCGUCGUCGUAAACCGAGUGAGCGUAAAUCGAGCGAUAACGGCAAUUCCGACGAGAUGCUUCGCCUCUUGUUCAAACCUAUUCUUUCAUCACUUGAGCGAGUUUCUACUGUGACUAGAGCCAACAUCCCAAACAAAGCGCGCCGCGCCUCGGAGUUGCGCAACCAACUUGGCUACAUUGGCGGAUUCAUUCGGAAGACCUUAAAAGGAGACAAUUACAUGCCGUCUCUUGAAAUUCGCUUGUGGUGA
Molecule: messenger RNA, 4440 nt
Organism: Aspergillus thermomutatus
Lineage: Eukaryota; Fungi; Ascomycota; Eurotiomycetes; Eurotiales; Aspergillaceae
Product: chromatin-remodeling ATPase CHD1
Exons: 1
Coding region: 1-4440 (1479 amino acids)
Biological process (GO): regulation of transcription by RNA polymerase II; nucleosome organization
Cellular component (GO): nucleus; chromatin
Molecular function (GO): DNA binding; histone binding; ATP hydrolysis activity
Source: RefSeq, a predicted model, not a curated record